This is a messenger RNA of Gaeumannomyces tritici R3-111a-1, 1425 nucleotides long. Its product is annotated as BAR domain-containing protein. Lineage: Eukaryota; Fungi; Ascomycota; Sordariomycetes; Magnaporthales; Magnaporthaceae. Gene Ontology annotation, molecular function: protein binding. Gene Ontology annotation, cellular component: cytoplasm. The record is from RefSeq and is a predicted model, not a curated record. The transcript has 4 exons. Bases 1 to 1425 code for a protein of 474 amino acids.
AUGAAUAUCACCAAGAAGUUCGACCGCGCCUUCCAAUGGGCUGGCGAGAAGAUGGGCAGCGAGGCCAAGACGAGCACGACGGACGAUUUCAAGAUGCUCGAGCUAGAGAUGGCUUUGAGGUUUGACGGCAUGGACCGUCUGCAGAAGUCCAUGAACGCAUACGUCAAGUGGCUCGGCCGUCGCAACGAGACUUUCGAAGACAAGGAGAAGGGCCUGCCCGGGGCGUACCUCGGAAGGACCAUGGUCAACCACGGCGAGGACUUUGAGUCGGACUCUGAGUUUGGCAAUUGCCUCAUUGCCAUGGGACGCGCCAACGAAACGAUUGCCGGUAUGCAGGAACAGUUCGUGGCUGACGCCACAACCGUCUGGCUCGAGUCGCUAGAUAGGAGUCUGGCUAUGAUGAAGGACUACCAGAACGCCAGGAAGAAGCUGGAGAACCGCCGGCUCGCGCUCGAUGCAAGCAUGGCCAAGAUGCAAAAGGCGCGGCGCGACGACUUCCGUAUUGAGGAGGAGGUCAGGACGGCCAAGGCCAAGUACGAGGAGACAUCCGAGGACGUGGGCCGACGCAUGCAGGACAUCAAGGACGCCGAGGCCGACUCGGUUCGUGACCUGACGUCGCUCCUGGAUGUCGAGCUCGAGUUCCACGAGCGCUGUGCCGAUGAGCUUCGUAGGACUCGUGAGAUGUGGACUGCCACCAAUGCCGGUUCCUCGCCCAGUCACGGCGGAUACCACAACAACCAGGGCCACGGCUCUGGUGCUGUUGCCUACCCUGCUGAGCGCCAGGCUCCGGUUAGAAGCCGCUCAAACACAUUCCAGUCCCUCACCGAGCGACUUUCGCGCACAAACACGAACGGCAGCAACGGCAGAGGCGACAACAGUCGUUCAUACGACGACCACGAGCCCGCGCCGCCAGUCCGCAUGCCAAUCCGAUCCAAUGCCCAUGCUGGCGGGGCCAACUCGGCCGGGCCUGACAUGCCCACGCGCCCGUCGCUCGCGCGCUCCAACACGUUCCAGUCGGGCGCCUCAGUUGAGCGGGCACCCAUGCGGUCCGGGGCUAGCACCCCUGGCGGCUACAGCGGCGGCUACCAGCAACAGCAGGCGGCAGCAUCGUCACCCAUGGCCAUGUCCACCAACGUUGGUGCGUUGCGUGGGCAGCUGCGCCCUGUGAGCCGCAUCGUGAUGCGCCCAGACGAUAACAACAACGUCUUCGCCGACCGGUACGACGACGACACUUCGAGCAGCAACGGCAGCCCGGAGUGGGGUACCAUAGCUGGCGGCGAGCGGAGCACCUCGCCCGCGACGAGCUACGGCAGCGUCAGCAGGAGCGCUAGUACGCUCGGCCGCAAAGCACCGCCUCCCCCGCCGCCCAGCCGCUCCAAGAAGCCUGCCCCGCCCAUCCCGGCGAAGCGUGAGGUGAUGUACUAG